AGGCGGCUCGGGUCGGCCGGCGCCGCCAUGGCGGCCAUGAUGACGAACGUCAAGUGCGUGAUCGUGGGAGACGGUGCGGUCGGCAAGACGUGCCUACUCAUAUCGUACACCACGAAUGCCUUCCCAGAGGACUACAUCCCCACCGUCUUCGACAACUACAGCGCGAAUGUGAUGGUGGAUGGGAAGCCGAUCAACCUUGGGCUGUGGGACACAGCAGGGCAGGAAGACUACGAUCGGUUGCGACCGCUCUCGUACCCGCAGACGGACGUCUUCCUCGUCGCCUUCUCCCUCAUCUCGCGCCCCUCGUACGAGAACGUGAAACAGAAGUGGUUCCCCGAGCUGAAGCACCACUGCCCAAACUGCCCGUUCAUCCUCGUCGGCACGAAGCUCGACCUGCGAUCUGAUGGGACCACGGUUGCGAAGCUGCGCCAGCAGAACCAGACACCGAUCAGUCUGGAGGAGGGGCAGGAGAUGGCAAAGACCAUCGGCGCGACAAAGUACCUCGAGUGCUCCGCGCUGACGCAAAAGGGCCUCAAGAAUGUGUUCGAUGAGGCGAUUCGCGUCGUGCUGUGCCCGCCGGCGCCCGCCAAGAAGCCGAAGAAAAAGGGCGGCUGCAGUGUCAUGUAGCUUGGGCGGGGCCGCACGCCACCGCUCCCCCAGCCACCCACCCAUCCGACCCUCGCGUCCCUCUCCCCCUCCACACUCCUGACCCAUGCCACUUUGAACCCGGCCUUCGGCCCCGCCCACUUUGCCCCCCCGGGGGCUUGUUAUGUAUCGGUUCGGCGCCGCUCUCCAGCGGCCGGACCAGCCACGAGGGCCGGGCUUCCAUUGGCGAGAGCGCUGGAGGGCCAUGGGCACGCCAAUACGCCGCGGCGCGGCGGCGGUCGACUGUCUGCGCCCGGUCGUGAGAGGGCUACUUCUUUCACCAUGUACAAAAACACACGUACCGCAC
This is a messenger RNA of Emiliania huxleyi CCMP1516, 952 nucleotides long. RefSeq names its product Rac1, RHO family GTPase (gene Rac1-2). The record is from RefSeq and is a predicted model, not a curated record. Gene Ontology annotation, biological process: cortical cytoskeleton organization; small GTPase-mediated signal transduction; regulation of cell shape. The coding region runs from base 28 to 627 and encodes 199 amino acids. Gene Ontology annotation, molecular function: GTPase activity; GTP binding; protein kinase binding. Gene Ontology annotation, cellular component: plasma membrane; cytoskeleton; cytoplasmic vesicle. NCBI's taxonomy places the organism in Eukaryota, Haptophyta, Isochrysidales, Noelaerhabdaceae. The transcript has 2 exons.